Molecule: messenger RNA, 1331 nt
Organism: Sitodiplosis mosellana (orange wheat blossom midge)
Lineage: Eukaryota; Metazoa; Arthropoda; Insecta; Diptera; Cecidomyiidae
Gene: stil
Product: protein stand still
Exons: 4
Coding region: 314-1138 (274 amino acids)
Source: RefSeq, a predicted model, not a curated record
GAGCUUUGAGUAUGUACUUUCAUUGAGAGCAAUUUCUGGCCAUUCGAACUAAAGUGUUUUAUUUCGAUGGUAUUUAUAAAAUUAAUUUUCUUGUGUAUUUCAAACAGACGUAUUUCAAUUAAAGUAUUCCGACUUUCCAAACAAAAACACACAUAUCUCGGUGGGAAAAUUUGAUACAACAAUUUCGAUGUGAUUCAAUUUGAAUCGAAAGAAAAAGUGAAACCGAUUAAAAAAGACGAACGCAUCGCAAUUUUGUCGACCGUGGUCAUUUUUCUUUCGUUCUACAUGCUGUGAGGCUUGAUACCGCCAUUGAAUGAAUAUGGAAAUGAAUACUAGUUUGAAUCGAAGUCUCACCAAUUCACAAAUAUAUGACGGCGAAUUUUUUGAAGUGGUUGCAAACGAAGGCGAUAUUUUAGUGGUUCGAUGCAACAUAUGCACACCCGACGGCACUGACGGUCAACUACUGAGAACGUCGGUUAAAUCAAACGGCAAUAUCUUGAAGCACAUCAAGCGGCGACAUUCUGAUUUGUUGGAAAAAAUCAAAUCGGCAAAGAGUGUAAAAUCGCGUGCACCCAGAGCCAUUAAACGCGAUCCGGGCAUGGAUGAAAUUAAGUCGUACAAGAAGAAAGUGGUGCAAGUGAAGAUAAAGAAGACGGAAGAUGAAGAGGAAGAGGGUGAAACACAGGUGUACAUCACAAAUGAUGAUCAGGAUUCGUACAACACUGGAAAUGAGAUGUAUGUCAUUGAACCAUGUGAAUCGACCGAAUCCGAUGGUGAAGAGUACAUGGAGUUUGAGUUGGAACACAGUAAAGUCGACGAAAGAAGCAUUGAAUCGAUCGAAGAGAGUGGUUCGUUGAUCAAUCAAGAAUAUGAAUACAUCCGAAAGCCACCGACCAAGAGAUUACGUGAAUCGAAUACGUAUGAAGGAUCAUCACCAUCAUAUAAGCGGACGCCAGUCGAUCGUUCGCUUAUUGAAUUCCAGAAGAAACUCAUGCAAAUGGAAUUUGACGAUAUAAAAAAGCUUCGCCACGAAAAACACCAGCUAGAAAUAGCGAUUCUUAAGGCUGAACUCACCAACAAAACAUUGGAACAUCAGAAACAGAUGGAACUAUUGAACAAAAAACUGCUACAUGAGUAGAUAGAAUUAUCGAAAAUCGAUUGGACGAACUAAGAAUGCUUUUUAACUAACACAAACACACACACACACACACACACACAAAUUUUUUUUAAACCCAUUCUCUUUGAAUACCCUUGAAUCGGCGAACUGAACGUAUUUCUCGUUAAAUUGUAAGAAUAAAGAAUAAAUUUGUGUUUUUCUUCCUUCUGGGGAA